CAGCCCGGAGGCGGAGCGGAGGGAACCUAGAGGCCGAACUCGAGUCGCGGGCGGAGGGAUACGUUUCCAUGGGAACGCCAAGAUCUCGCCCGUAAACCUGUGGCCCGCGGGGUGGCAUCCUCCUCCCUCCCCUCCCCUUCCCCUUUUCCUGAACCCUACGGCUCCUCCUCACCUUCUCCCAACCCUUCUUCCUCUUCGUUUUAAUCUAGGGUCUUCCUCUUCGUUUUAAUCUAGGGUCUUCCUCUUCGUUUUAAUCUAGGGUCUGACAGCGCAAGUAACCGUAGCAUACAGGUGCAUUAGACCGUUCUGUUGGAAGGCUAAAAUUUAACCGCUGAUGUCGCUGUCGCCACCUUUCGGUUUGGGGUACCUGGCCUAGUCUUCUGCUAAGUGAUCUUUGAGGCUCAUCCCCAGGUAAUUAGACUGACCAUUGCAUCACAGGCCUCCAAAGGGGCGACUCCCCUCAGGGACUCUCGUUAAUACCCCUCCCCGGUUUGCAGCGACUGACAGUCCCUUAACCAGUCAGUCACUGAUCUGUCACCACGUUUGUCCUGAAUCCUUGGGAGUUUUGCCAAACAGAGGGAUAGAGUUGGGGGGAAGGGGUUCUGGCAGUGUUAAAAUUGUGGCAAAACUGAAAAGUUUGCAAGCAUGCUGAGCCGCGACCAUUCUUAAAUUACCUGCAUCGGAAGCACAAUGUAUGUAUUUGUCCCUUCUAGUGCUUUGGAGUUUUUAAAGUUGUCUUUGAGUUUUUUUGUUUAAAACCUUACAGCUCAGCCACUCAAUAUACAUCAACUAAGUGAAACUCUUGUCUCUAUAUUGCUUAAAUCUGCCUUCGAUUUUACACAAUGUGUUUGCCAGAAGCCUCCUCUAAAAGUUAAGCUCUUUUUAUCAGCCACCACAAAAUACAGACAUUCCGUCAUAAAUACUUGGAAUACUCAAGAGUUGGAAAUUUUACACAUAAAAGAGGAAAUCCUUAGCGACACUUGAAACAGCUUUGUGGGAAAGAAGAGCCCCUGGUCAGGAGUGCAGCAGCUACUGUCAUUACAAGUCCACUUCAGCUAUCCCUGCCUCUAAUCCAGAAAGCAGAUAUGGCACGGUUCCUAAGAAAUGACGACAAUGAGGAGAACAUGCUAACUAUGUCCCUUAGUCUAAGCGAAGGGGAGAACGAUAGGCUGGCCAGAGUAACUAAGGCACUCAGUCUGAGAGAAAACGAAACCGAGGACAAGUUUGAGGAUGCCCACGAGAUUAUCCCUGUGGCAACAACGAUGACUCUCUUAUCGUCCUUGGAAGAAUGUACAACUGGAUUGUAUUUGUUUCUAAAUAACAGAUUCUCCGAUGCAAUCAAUCUUGUUCACCCAUGGUCAAAAAACAGCCCAUACCAUGCCCUGAUAUACAGCAUGCUCAUGAUUGUCAAGGCCAUCCUGACUUUUGAGCCACAGGAUAUUCAGAUCGGAAUGAACGCAGCAAAGGAAGCUUUGAAAACCUGCAACAAUUUCCGGAAAAAACCCAGGAUAAUGACUUUAUCUCGCUUAGUGAGUAGGCAGGGAAUAAAGUCUGUCAAAGAGGAAGAAUUACAUGCAGAAGUCUGUUAUGCUGAGUGUCUGAUCUUGAAGUCUGCCAUAACAUUCAUACAGGAUGACAGUUUGCUGAGUUUCCUUAAAAGCGGCAUCAACUUUGGGUCAAGCUAUCAAAUCUACAAAGACUGCCAACAGGUCUUAGAACUUAUGCCUGAUAACCAAAGUAAGACGCACAGACACCUGGAUGGAGGGGUAAAGUUUGGCCUUGGCGUAUUCAACCUGAUGUUCUCCCUUGUGCCACCAAGGUCACUGAAACUUCUCAAUAUUGUUGGCUAUUCUGGAGAUAGAGAAGUAGGUCUUGCUUUGCUCCAUGACAGUGCAUCCGAACCUCACAUCAACAACAUCUUAAGUGUUUUCACCCUUCUCUUCUAUUACAAUUACGUGCGUGUAGUUUUUGGCGUUGAGAAGGUUUCGACUUCUGCCACGGAGAAUCUCUUCCUCGUCUACCUGCAGAAAUUCCCCAACUGUGUCGUCCUUAAAUUUUUUCGUGCACGUUUUAGCAUGCUCAAUGGAAAUUUUGAAACCGCACAGCUAAAAUUACAAGAGUGCAUCAUCACGCAGAAUGAAUGGAAGCAGGUUCAUCAUCUCUGUUACUGGGAACUCAUGUGGUGCCAUAUUUUUCUGCAGAAUUGGAAGCAGGCAUACAACUAUGCUAAUCUACUGUUUCAACAUAGCAGGUGGUCUAAGGCAAUAUAUGCCUACAGCAAAGCUAUAAUACUGGCCUUGCUUCCUCAUAAUUUUGUGAACUCAGAAAAUGAGACCAUGAGUUCAAUCUUCUUACAUGUGGAUAACCUGAGAAUCAAAAUUUUAGGCUCUUCUGUGCCAAUAGAAAAAUUUAUUGCUGAGAAAAGUCAGCGCUAUGGUACUACGACAGGCUGGUUUACAGCACAGCCCCUUCUGGAAUUCAUUUAUGCCUGGAGUGGCUUCCGAGUCAUGAGCAAGAAAAUAGAGCUUAUUUCAAGUUGGCUAUCAAUAAUCGACAAAGGAAAAGACCUUUUGAAUGAAAAUCCAAAUGAGGAGUAUGGCAUAGACGACAUGAGUUUGUUAAAUCUGCUGAAAGGUCUCUGCCUGAAACAUCUGGGCAAACAUUUGAAGGCUGAGCACUACUUCAUUCGUGUUAUCAAGAAGGAGAAGCUGUUAAAAUAUGACCGCUACUUGGUGCCAUAUAGUUACUAUGAACUGGGGAUGCUGCAUUAUCUGAAGGGAGAUUAUGCCAGCGCCACAAGAAACCUAGACUACAUAAAGAACUACAAAGACUACUCCAUGGAAUCCCGGCUACAGUUUAGGGCUCACAUUGCCCUCGAACAAAUAGCUAAAUUAGAAAAGUGAUUGUGAGCCCAGUGUGCUUCUGUGUAGUAUGAGUGGAAUAUCCACACUCGGUCAAGUGGGUAGGAAAGUGAUUCCUUUGUGAAAAACCAAAAUCCAGGAGGCAGCUGCUAAGAAUCUGACCAGUAAAUAAGGAAGGAAUAGACCAUUUCUUUGCUCUCUCUCCUUCUCCUUCUCCAUAAAAUGCUUGGACUGAAAACGGGAGUGUUGCACAUUCUUGAAAAAGAAAAGGCAAAGGCUGGACAUCACAAAAGUAUUUAGAGUUGAUUACAUUAACAGUUUAAGAUUUACUUAUUUAUUUAUUAUGUAUACAGAA
This is a messenger RNA of Onychomys torridus (southern grasshopper mouse), 3216 nucleotides long. Its product is annotated as tetratricopeptide repeat protein 39B-like. The record is from RefSeq and is a predicted model, not a curated record. Gene Ontology annotation, biological process: regulation of cholesterol metabolic process; regulation of cholesterol efflux; cholesterol homeostasis. The coding region runs from base 1086 to 2903 and encodes 605 amino acids. Gene Ontology annotation, molecular function: protein binding. Lineage: Eukaryota; Metazoa; Chordata; Mammalia; Rodentia; Cricetidae. The transcript has 2 exons.